Messenger RNA from Aedes aegypti (yellow fever mosquito), 2130 nucleotides. RefSeq lists its product as uncharacterized. The record is from RefSeq and is a predicted model, not a curated record. Lineage: Eukaryota; Metazoa; Arthropoda; Insecta; Diptera; Culicidae. Gene Ontology annotation, biological process: sleep; positive regulation of voltage-gated potassium channel activity; regulation of synaptic transmission, cholinergic. The transcript has 5 exons. The coding region runs from base 455 to 883 and encodes 142 amino acids.
CCCGAGUUUGGCUGCUGCAGCUGUUCCGGUGGAUUCACCACCCGCUGGUACCGUAGUGCGAAGAGGACCUUUCGAAUCAGUUACACAAUUUUCUUUUUCUGGAGUUGAGGGCACUACCAGUCCUGCUGUGAGGUUCGGCGGAGUAAUAUUGAUUGAAAUAGUUUCUCGGUGGGUGCGAUUCCUGCUGUGCUGCGUGUUGUGAACCCCUCCAGGUCAGUUAGCAGCAAACGGGCAGACAGUAUGGCGUGAGCAUAGCAGUUCUGUGUGAAACUGGAUUUGAUUGGAAAAUUGACUACAUCCCCUCCCUGUACCAAAGUGGUGUGCUGCAUUGCGUGGAAGUAACCCUAAUCGACCUGACCUGUGUCCCGCCCCACUGAUUGGCUUCGAAAUAACCGGAAGUGUGCGUUGAUACACCCUAUUCCAGUCACAGGAAUAAAAAAAAGGAUCAAAAGAAAUGGCUGUGCUGCAAUCGAUAAUCCUGGCCAGUGUCCUGCUGCUAUCGUUCGUUGUACAAAGAGGUGAUGCGAUCCGGUGCUUCACAUGUAACAGUGCGGAUGAUUCGAUGUGCUCGUACGAUAAACCGCCGAACGAUAUGAUGGUUGACUGCGACACCCACAAGGAUGGCAACAAGUACACCUUCUGCCGAAAGAUCGUCCAAUCGAUUGAAUUUUCCGUCAACAAUCUUCCUCCAGACACCAGAAUCAUCCGUGGUUGCGGCUGGGAUGAAUCCUCCUACAAGGGCAAAUGCUACCAGCGUUCCGGCUUUGGUGGCCGCCAGGAGGUCUGCGCCUGUUACGAAGAUGGCUGCAACGGUGCAUCAUCGGUGCAGGUCACCCUCGGAUUGGUGUUGGCUGCCGCACUUGCAUUCUUAGUUCGUGCUUAAUCCCAUUGAACGACCGUGACGUUUGACAUGGGCCGCCAUUUUGGAACCGCCGAUAGUAGCUUUAUUAACCUUUUUUUUUGGUUCUUUUUGUAGUGCUACGAAAUGAAAAUGCGAGAACCUUUUGCCACAUCAAGUUUUUUUUUCUUAUUUGCCAGUUCGUCUUUGAGGACAUGUUUCAUUCUAUUUGAAACGGAAGUUUGAGAACGUGCGUCGUAAGAAUUAGAAUCAAAAAACGAAUUUUAGGUAUUUUCAAAUUUCUGGAUGACAGUAUAAGCAGCAAACAACAGUGAAUUGUAAGAUGUAACGAUUCAACACGAGCCGAGUUCAGUAGUUUAGAUGCUAACUAUCAUCAAUGACGAUUGAUUAGUCAACAAGCGAUAAUGAUCAUGCGAAAAAUAGCAUCCAAUGAAGAAGCAAAUACUGUUAAAUAGUCAAUAGAUUUAUUUUUUUAUUUAUAUCGCUGUAGUAUUUGUUAGAAACUAGGUUCAAAUCACAUCUUGCUGUACAAGUACUGUAUUUUGGAAACUUUCCGUGCUAAAUAGACUGGUAUAACAUAAUAGAUGAGCUUUGUUUGUUUAAAAUUAAGAACAAAUGGUGGCAAAAUUACGUGUAUUGCGUAACACUUUUGAUUUCUGCUUAAUCGAAUGGUGAUCAGGAUAUUUAGUUUCGCUUCACCGAUAAUAAGCAAAAUGAUCAAAGGUGUUAUGUUUUCCUUAUCACAUCGACCUCUUUUCAGUAUUCUUUUUCCAAAUACAUCAGAUAUUAUUACUACUUAAAACAUUCCACUAAAUCAGACAAAACAGGCCAUGUUCAAUUAAAACCAGUUCGUCUCUUUUGGUAUCCCAGUUUUGCACGAGGCUAAUAUUUUGGCUAGCUGGAGUAGGUUCAGACAAGCGAAUGGUUCUAACUGACUGAACAUUGGUGUCGGUUCCGUCCCGAAAACAGAUCAAAGCAACCAAAUGUGUUCGGCUAUGAGGUGGCGUUCGGUCAGACGGUGUUGUAUGAUUACGGUUCGAUACGGUUGCUAGUCAAAAUUCGUUUCCAUGGAGAGUAAAACUUUUGUAAAUAUCCGUACUAUAGUAUGUGGGCGUUCUGGUUUUAAGUUUUAAAUUUAGUAGCGAUCGUAGAAUAGUUGUUAAGAAUACCGAUUAUAAAACUAUGGCUUAUAAGUUUUGAAUUAGUUUUGAACAACUUUCACAUCAACUACAACACCGAAGCAACAAUAAAGUUGAUUAUCGAAUUAAAAA